GGGCGGUGUUUUUUUCGUUCUUUGCUGUGGUAGCUCGGCGGUGAGAUCGGGAGGGGAUGCUCGCCCCCUGGGACGGGGAGCGCGGGGCCGGAUUAUUCUCUGCGGGGCAAUAUCAACGACAUUCCAUUGUUUGACCUGCGGUGAGAAAUUUAUUGGAAGAAAAACCCACAACUGGAAGAAACCAUGACUGAAAACGAGGGAACAGCAACAAGUGAACCAGCCCGAGGAUUCAGAGCAUCAACUGGAGAGAACCCUUCUGACUCAGAGUUUCCAGAAGUCGUGAUACAUGUUGGGACCAACGACAUAGGCAGGAAGAGGGAUAAAGUCCUGAAGUGUGAGUUUCGGGAACUAGGCAGAAGGCUGAAGAACAGGACCUCAAGGGUGGCGUUCUCUGGAUUGCUACCCAGUGCUACGUGACAGAGAUGGUUAAAAACGAGAAGGAAUUUGUCUAUGGGAAUCUCGAAAACCACAUGCCAGUUUUGCUGUCUCUGUCCAGAUAUUUAAGAAGUGGAGCAAGGGAUUCACUCGAUCAUCCUUCCUGCUCAGACUGUGGGGAGGGUUCACUCGAUCAUCUGACCGACUGGCAUGUUCAUCAUUUUACACAGGGGAAAGGCCAUUCACCUGCUCAGACUGUAGGAAUAAUUCAGUCAGUCAUCUCAACUGAAGGUACCUCAGCAAAUUCACACUGGGACAAGGCCAUUCAUCUGUUCUGUGUGUGAGAAGGGAUUCAGUCGGUCUUCCCAUCUAUGGGCACACUGGUCAGUUCACACUGGGCAGAGGCUGGUCAUCUGGUGAAUUUGUGGUAAGGAUUCACUCGGUCCACUGAACAAAUGGCUCACCAGCGAGUUCACACCGGGGAGAAGCCGUUCCCCUGCUUAGACUGUGGGAAGGGAUUCACUCGGUCAUCCAACCUUCAGGCACACCAGUCAGUUCACACUGCAGAGAGGGAUUUCACCUGCUCAGACUGUGGGAAGAGAUUUCCUUACUCUUCCACCCUACAGAGUCACCAGCGAGUUCACACUGGGGAGAAGCCAUUCACCUGCUCAGUCUGUGGGAAGAGAUUCACUCAGUCAUCCACCCUACAGAGUCACCAGCGAGUUCACACUGGGGAGAGACCAUUCACCUGCUCAGUCUGUGGGAAGAGAUUCACUCAGUCAUCCAACCUACAGAGGCAUCAGCAAGUUCACACUGGAGAGAGGCCGUUCACCUGCUCAGACUGUGGGAAAGGAUUCACUUUGUCAUCUCACCUACUGACACACCAGUCAGUUCACACUGGGGAGAGGCCGUUCACCUGCUCAGACUGUGGGAAGACAUUCACUCAGUCAUCCAACCUACAGAGACACCAGCGAGUUCACACUGGGGAGAAGCCGUUCACCUGCUCAGACUGUGGGAAGAGAUUCACUCAGUCAUCCACCCUACAGAGUCACCAGCGAGUUCACACUGGGGAGAAGCCAUUCACCUGCUCAGACUGUGGGAAGGGAUUCACUCAGUCAUCCACCCUACAGAGACACCAGCGAGUUCACACUGGGGAGAAGCCGUUCACCUGCUCAGACUGCGGAAAUGGAUUCACUCAAUAAUCUGACCUAUUGACACACUAGACAGUUCACAGUGGGAAGUGGCAGUUCACCUGCUCAGAAUGUGGGAAGGGAUUCACUCGGUCAUCUCAACUACUGGUACACCAGUCAGAUCACCCAGGGGAGAGGCCGUUCAGUAUUAUCUUAUUGGGGAGAAGGUUCUAACAACAGAAGUACAGAAGGUGUUACAUGCCCACAGUUUUGUUUCUGUGAGCGUUACCUUAUGACGUAUGCUGACGGUAUAUAAGAAGUGUGGCACAGUGCUGAGAGAGGGAGUCGAGGGAAAGAGAGAGAGUGAAGAUUGCAGACUUCGAGCUAUCCGGGAACAGCUCACGAUCGAGAAGGGUAAAGUGUAAUGCUUACCCAAACCCAAAGGAUUUGGUUAAUCAGCGGCACACUGUGCAUUGUGGAGAUGUGUCUGUCCUUCGUAUGAUCCAUGGGUGUGGAUUUCAUGACGGUCACUUUGUGAAAUCGCUCUUCGUGGACUUCAGAACAGUAUUCCUCGGCUGGGAUUUUUGGUAACCGUUUCUUCGUUUGCUAGCCGUGGAAUCUUUGGAAUUCGCCGUGAUCGCCUCGUCACUGCACUGUGAAUCCACAAGUCUCUCCUCUCACCUAUUUCAUGAAUUACUGGGACUCUCUGAACUGCCACUGUAAGACGCUGCUUGAAUAAGGUUUGUUAAGAACGGGUUCUAAGGUUGACUGUAAGGGAGCUAUAGACGCAUAACACUGUUAACUUCUGUGUAAGAAAGUAGUUUAUUUAAAAUUGUAUAUUUUUGAGUAGAUGUAAAUAAAUAUAGUCAUCUCUUGCUGCUGGUAUGUUAAGAAGUCGUAACAAAAUUGGGAGCUCAUCCGCAAUAUGAAUAAAAUUGGAGCUUAUUGAUUGAUCGAUUAUCGAACUCAUUGGUUAGUACGCUUUUGAUUGACUUGUGUAGGGAAACCAGCAGCGAUGGAUAUUGCGGCAUUUCUGGCAUCGCCGGACCCUAAGGCAUUAGGGGAUGCCAGAAAGCACGACUUGUUGGCCAUUGCUAAAAAUCUAAAACUUACUGAGGUGAAACGGUCUAUGAAAAAUGUGCAGAUUUAGAGGAGAAUAGCUGAGCAUUAUAUUUCUUUGAGGAAGUUUGAAGAGGGGGUGUUAGAAUUGUUUCCUGAAAGUAAACCCAGUGAUCUUGAGCUCCAGUACAAGUUGGAAAAACUAAAGAUGGAAGCUGAGGAUAGGCGAAGACUACAACAGCUCGAGUUUGAGUUACGAGAAAACAGCUUGAGGCUGAGGCAGCAGAAAAACAGAGGCGGUUUGCAGCUGAAGAAGCAGGAAAACGGAGAAAGCAGAAAGACAAAGGAGGUUUGAUUUAGAGAAGAUGGAGAAGUUGGAGCAAAGGGGUCUAGCGUUUGACUCUGGUGAUAAGUUUGUGGCCAGUCAGGAAGUUAAACUGGUCCCUCCAUUUGAUGAAACUAGGGUUGAUAAAUACUUCCAGCAUUUUGAGAAAGUUGCUCAGAGCCUGAAGUGGCCGGAAGGAAGCUGGCCUCUCUUGUUACAGAGUGUAUUUUAGGGUAAGGCUCAGCAGGCUUAUUCUGUCCUAUCAAUUGAAGAUGCAGCUAAGUAUGAGAUUGUGAAACAGGCUGUGCUUAAAGCCUAUGAACUGGUUCCAGAAGCCUAUAGGCAAAGGUUUAGAAAUUUGAAGAAGUCUGUGAACCAGACUCGUGGAAUUUGCUUAUGAGGAAUCUGUGUGUUUUGAAAGAUGGUGCACAUCUAAAAAUGUGGAUGGUAAUUUUGAGAAACUAAAAGAGUUAAUUUUAAUUGAAGAAUUUAAAAGGUGCGUCCACAAUGACAUAAAGAAAUACUUGGAUGAAAAGAAUGCUGCCACUUUACAAGAGUCUGCUACAUUAGCAGAUGAGUUUGCUCUAAUGCACAAGGCUAAGUUCACCCUGAGUAAGACCUUCCAAAAGAGUAGCAUGGAUAAUCAGGGUAAACCAGAAAUCAAAUCUGGGUCUAGUGACAAAGGUAGGGAUGAAGGGAAGCAGUUAAAGUAGAAACGCUCUGGUCCUACUUGUCACUAUUGUAGGAAACCUGGUCAUGUUAUGGCUAAUUGUUUCCUUCUGAAAAAGAAGAAGGAAAAGGAGGCAGUUCCAGGGGCCUGUGUUCAAAAUGUUGAAACACCCAUGAACGCAUAAGGAUCUGCGCAUUCUGAUGAAGCUCUGUCAAUGGCUAAAACGUCUGGUCAGGUUAGGAAAGAAUUCCUUCAUUUUACCUCAGAUGGGUUUGUUUCAGUAAAGGAAGGGUCAAUCCUGGUACCGGUGAAAAUUCUUCGAGAUACUGUGGCUUCUCAGUCACUUACCUGUGUGCUUUGAUAGUGUUCUAAAGUUUGGUGACGAGACUGUCACUAGUGAGAUAAACCUUAUCAAAGGCAUUGGAGGCGACAUUGUCUCUGUGCCUCUGCACACGGUAAUUUUGAAAUCAGAGUUACUUACAUGACUUGUUAAAGUAGGACUACGACCCAGUUUACCGGUGGAAGGUAUUUCUUUGUUGUUAGGGAAUGACCUAGCAGGUGGUAAAGUUGUUCCUGAAGUGCAGCUGACAACUAAGCCAAUCAAUGAUGAUUCAAAGGUAGACCCUAACAUUUACCCCUCGUGUGCAGUAACUCAAGCUAGCGCCAAGUAAAUUGCCAAUGCAGAUGGGUCCUGUGCAGCAUGAUUUAGCUACUCAUGAUAGCCCAAAUAGGGAAUCAGAUUUUGAUGACUUGUCAGGGACUUUUCUGCCUUCAUUGUUUCACCAGGAUCCAGGUAUUAAAUCUGAUAAUAAAGAUUUAUCUCUGUCUAGGAAGGAGUUUAUAGCAGAACAGAGCAGAGACCCUGAGAUUUAAGUUUUAAGAGAAAAAGCUCUCUCAAGUGAGGAGAUUGAUAAAGUGCCAGUAGGAUGUUACUUCAAAGAUGGAGUGUUAAUGAGGACAUGGAGACCACCUGAUGUUCCUGCAAAUGGGCAAUUGUUCACCAGGUUGUAGUUCCAAAAACCUAUAGGAAUGAGAUUUUAACUUGGGCCCAUAGUAAAUUGUUGGGUGGCCAGCUAGGUGUGAAUAAAACUGUGAACAAAGUUUUAAAACAAUUCUUCUGGCCUAGGUUGAGGAAAGAUGUUGCAACAUUUUGCAGGACUUGUCACACUUGCAGGUUGUGGGUAAACCUAAUCAGGUCACCCCAGUGGCUCCGCUGCAGCCUGUUCCUGCAUUUGGUGAACCAUUUUCUGAAGUUAUUGUGGAUUGUAUUGGCCCAUUGCCAAAGACUAAAGCUGGUCAUCAGUAUUUGCUAACUAUCAAGUGUACAGCAUCUAGAUUUCCAGAGACAAUACCUCUCAGAAAUAUAAAAGCCAAAACUAUGUCGAAGGCUCUCGUAAAGUUUUUUACUUUAUUUGGUUUGCCGAAAGAAAUUCAGUCUGAUCAAGGGACUAAUUUUAUGUCAGGAUUACUCCAGCAGGUAGUUUACAAACUGGGAGCCAAACAGAUUAUGUCAUCCGUGUAUCAUCCAGAAUCCCAAGGGACCUUUGAAAGAUUCAAUUCUACCCUCAAAACCAUGAUUAGGACAGUCUGUAUUAAAAAUGAGAAGGUUUGGGAUGAGGGAGUGUCACGUACCCCGUGACGGGUUAAAGAACCAGCUGAGAUGGAAAACACUUUGGAGUCCAGUAUUGCUAUUAACUAAUAAUAUUUAUUAGUAACUACGCAAUACAGUAAUAUAAAUGUAGGUAAAUCAAACAGGUUAGCAGUGAUUAUAUGUAAGUAAGUAAAUCAGUAAGUGUGGAAAUAUAUAUGAAAACCAAGCUUCUUCAAGUCUAGGGGUAAAUAGAUAGUCUUACGAUGAUGAGUGAAGUUCAAUAGACAAUAGGUGCAGAAGUAGACCAUUCAGCCCUUCGAGCCUGCACUGCCAUUCUGAGAUCAUGGCUGAUCAGUACAGUUCGUGGAGUUGAGUUGAGUAGUGAUGGAGAGGGGGAGAUUUGAGUCUUCAGGUCAGCUGACGCCGUCGAUCUUCUCGUCGUUGUCCGAAAUCCUUUAAAAGUCACCGAUUGUGACCACAACAAAGGGGACCGUUUUUCUGUGGUGGAGCUAUCAACCCAGGCGAGGAUUCGACACACAAACAACUCCCCAUCGGUCACUCCCUUUUCACACUGCAAGAGCCACUGAUCGAUCCUCCAAAAACCCACUUUUUCUGUGGGCACAACAAAGCUCAUUCAGUGUCCAAAAACAUGUGCCUGAGGUCUAUCAUCUGACCUUCUAUUUAUCUCAGUAUACUGAGUACCAACUGUCUCUCAAAUAGCUCCUCCCAUCUCUCUCUGUGUAAGAAUGCACUAGCAGGCAAUGUGCUUGGGAAAUAUAAACUCCCUGCCGAAAAAUCAUAACAUCGAUUGUCCAUCAAAUAACGCCACCCUCGGUCACUAUAGUGACUUACGAGCUGCUCGGUGCUCUCUCUCUCUCCAACUGAGCAGAAAUCCAAAAGUUCCUCCCCGUGCCUUAAAGUGACAGUCCAAAAGUUAGUCUUCGUCUCUCUCUCUUUCUCUAUCUCUUUUCAAAACAAGAUGUCGGCAUUAAAUACCUCUCUCUCUCUCUUUUCAAAAGCACAGUUCAUAGGGGUAAUUUAGGACCCCAUCACAGGGAGUUUAUUUGCUUAUAUUUGCAGUAAUGGAGUCAGUACAAGAGUCCCUAGGCUUUAGUCCCUUUGAACUUGUAUUUGUUUACCAGGUCCGAGGACCUUUGGCAUUGUUAAAGGAACAGUGGGUUAACAAUGACAUGCACGUUAAUUUGCUAGAUUAUGUUUUGAAGUUUAGGGAAAAUUGCAAAGGGCUUGCAACCUAGCAAAGGAAAAUUUAAAAUCAGCCAGGAAAGAAUGAAAACUUGGUGUGAUAAAUAAGCCAGAAUUCAAGCCGGGAGAUAAAGUGCUUGUUUUGUUUCCUGUACUGUCACGAACCCCGUUACAGGAAUAAAGAACCAGCAGAAAUAGAAAACACUUUGGAGUCCAGUAUUGCUAUUAACUAAUAAUAUUUAUUAGUAACUAUGCAAUACAGUAAUAUAACUGUAGAUAAAUCAAACAGGUUAGCAAUGAUUAUAUAUAUAAGUAAGUAUAUUGGUUUAAGUGUGGAAAUAUCUAUGAAAAACCAAGCUUCUUCAAGUCUAGGGGUAAAAAGAUACAGUCUUACGAUGUUGAGUAAAGUUCAGUUCGUGGUAUUGAGUUGAGCAGUGAUGGAGAGAGAGAGAGGGAGAGAUUUGAGUCUUCAGGUGAGCUAACGCCGUCGAUCUUGUUGUCCUUCGAAAUCCUUUAAAAGUCACCGACUGUGAUUUUAACAAAGGGGACCGGUUUUCUGUGGUGGAGCUAUCCCCCAGGCGAGGGUGGACACAUGGACAACUCCCCACCAGUCAACCCCUUUUCUUUCUUUCACUGCAAGAGCGACAGAUCGAUCCGCCUGAUUGAUCCUCCAACACCCACUUUUCCUGCGGGCACAACAAUGCUCAUUCAGUGUCCAAAACAUGUGUCUGAGGUCUAUCAUCUGACCUCCUAUUUUAUCUUCCCGAGCUGGAUACCAGCUAUCAUUCAAAUAACUCCUCCUUCCUCUCUCUGUGUAAGAAAUGUAAGCAGACAAAAGUCCUUGAAGAAGUAUUAACAACCUGCCGAAAAUCAUAACGUAUAAGAUCCUAAAGGGAUUGGACAGGCUAGAUGCGGGAAGAUUGUUCCCGAUGUUGGGGAGGUCUAGAACGAGGGGUCACAGUUUGAGGAUAGAGGGGAAGCCUUUUAGGACCGAGGUUAGGAAAAACUUCUUCACACAGAGAGUGGUGAAUCUGUGGAAUUCUCUGCCACAGCAAACUGUUGAGGCCAGUUCAUUAGCUAUGUUUAAAAGGAAGUUAGAUAUGGCCCUUGUGGCUACAGGGGUCAGGGGGUAUGGAGGGAAGGCUGGGUUCUGAGUUGGAUGAUCAGCCAUGAUCAUAAUAAAUGGCGGUGCAGGCUCGAAGGGCCGAAUGGCCUACUCCUGCACCUAUUUUCUAUGU
Mobula hypostoma (lesser devil ray) is the source of this 7591-nucleotide messenger RNA. Its product is annotated as zinc finger protein 235-like. Lineage: Eukaryota; Metazoa; Chordata; Chondrichthyes; Myliobatiformes; Myliobatidae. The coding region runs from base 831 to 1577 and encodes 248 amino acids. The transcript has 3 exons. The record is from RefSeq and is a predicted model, not a curated record. Gene Ontology annotation, molecular function: DNA-binding transcription factor activity, RNA polymerase II-specific; RNA polymerase II cis-regulatory region sequence-specific DNA binding. Gene Ontology annotation, cellular component: transcription regulator complex; PcG protein complex; chromatin. Gene Ontology annotation, biological process: regulation of transcription by RNA polymerase II.